Messenger RNA from Archocentrus centrarchus (flier cichlid), 2553 nucleotides. It is a transcript of the gene trappc6bl, whose product is annotated as trafficking protein particle complex subunit 6B, like. NCBI's taxonomy places the organism in Eukaryota, Metazoa, Chordata, Actinopteri, Cichliformes, Cichlidae. The coding region runs from base 153 to 662 and encodes 169 amino acids. Gene Ontology annotation, biological process: regulation of GTPase activity; endoplasmic reticulum to Golgi vesicle-mediated transport. The record is from RefSeq and is a predicted model, not a curated record. Gene Ontology annotation, cellular component: TRAPP complex; trans-Golgi network; cis-Golgi network. The transcript is spliced from 7 exons.
UUUAGUGCAGGUUUGUAAUGGCUUUCGGAGAGGCUGUUGGCCACGACACUUGUUGUUACAUAUUGCAAGAAAACAGUUGUUUCAUUAUUGUAUCAGCAAUUUGUUCAUAUGAUUUUGGUCGUUGUGGAGGAUGAAAUUCAUGUGUUUCCCCCAUGUUAGCUGUUCUAGGAAUGGCAGACGAGACUUUGUUUGAAUUUCUCCAUAUGGAGAUUGUGUCACAUGUUUACAAGGAGCAGCAAUCCAGCAGGGGAACCAUGGACAACAAGGAUAGAGCCGUCUGUGUUUCUGUACUGGAAGGUAUGGGCUUCAGGGUGGGACAAGGACUUAUUGAGAGGUUGACCAGGGACUCUCCCAGCUUUAAGGAUGAGUUGGAUAUAAUGAAGUUUAUCUGUAAAGACUUCUGGACUAAGGUGUUUAGAAGGCAGGUGGACAACCUCAGAACAAACCAUCAGGGGACCUAUGUUCUACAGGAUAACAAGUUUGCUUUGCUGACCCAGCUGUCCAGUGGAAAGCAGUACCUAGAUCAGGCUCCUAAGUACCUUGCUUUUUCAUGUGGUGUGGUGAGAGGAGCCUUAUCUAACCUUGGUCUGGAAAGUGUAGUAACAGCUGAAGUCUCCGUCAUGCCAUCCUGUAAGUUUCAGGUGGUCAUCCAGAAGUUGUGACCUAAUCCUCUGCUCACACGGUGCUGAUGAAAAGUGCCAAAAGAGAGGCGAGUGGUUCCUGUUUUCCCACCGAGGAGCGCAGCCAUGAAGCAAGUCAAACAUCCACAACAAGGUCCAAGCAGCACUACCAACAGUCUGCUGACCACCAGGUACAACAGACAAGUCGAAAAGGGAUAGCCAGGGCUUAACUUUUUACUUUUCAUAUUCUCAUACAAAAAAAAAAAAAAAUCCUUUUGGAUCUGGAUUUUGUUUUUGGAGGUUAUUGCAUAUUUUAUGUUCUCAGUCUGGCUCUAAUUGACCUCUUUCAGGCUAGUUUUAGUACUGACUGUCAGUGAAUACAAUAAAAUGAACAUGAAUGUGUAGUUAUGAACAGGAUAUGUAUUCUUUGUAAUGUGUUACAAUGUUUAUUCUGAAAAUUGAUUGGCCUCAGUGGAAAAAGUAAAAAAAAAAAUUACAGCAGAACAAUCAGCAAACAUGAGGAUGAGAAGUAUUUGUGGACAGUAUUUAAUGCAAUCUCUUUCAGCGUCCAUUCUUGUGAUGGCUAAUGAGCCUUUGAAAUUAUUACACCUGGCUCAUUCAUUAUUCAGCACUUAUUGUUUGUCACAGAAAAGCUGUAUCUAGUUCCUCAUGCUUUGCUCUGCUUUUCUGCAUAUUUUUAGCCUUCAGGAGGUGAAGAUUUCAUGUAUGCUGGUGGUCAUUUAGACUUUUUCUGAGGCAAAAUGCAAAUGUAGAAUUCACUGGUAGAAAUAUUUGAGUUUCUUUACGUUAUGUGUAUCUAAUGCGUUUCUAGUUUUUGAAAUGGCAUCUGCUUAUUGAGCAUCACUCUGCUCUGUGUAGUGGUGUCACAUUUAAGAGUUGACUGCUCAGAAUGUAUUUCUGGCUCAUUAUUUUUCCACCAUGAUGCGUGUGUUUUCUUUUGUAGAGCACUGAUAUUUCAAUGUGACAUUUUCAUGACAUUUAGUAAGUAAGCUGUAAAACAUGUUGUUAGGGUUUACAAUGAAAAUGAAUCUUAGUGUUGUCAGGCUGUAAAUGGAUGUUAUUUUGUGUUAUUUAUUCUAUUUUCUCAGCUAAACAUUUUUCUGAGCAGAUUAAUAAUGCUGUGACAAGAAAACCACAGAACAAGGUGUGUUAAACAAGAAAUUUAAGACUGCAAACUUCUCACAAGGAUAGAGAUUCACUUUCCUGGGAAUGGCUGUUACUGAUAGUGCCACUAGGGGGCCACAUACAGCUGUUAUUACUUCUCAUGUCUGACUCUUUACCAGUUUAGAUUUACCACGCUGCCAAGUUACGUCCAGAGUGUCGUUGUCUGUUCUGUGUCAGAUCACUUCUUCAGAUCCAGCUGUGCAGUGCCAAAAAAUUAAAAACACCUCUUGUGUGUUUCCUUUAUUAGGAAACACAGUUUCAGUUGAAACCUAAUAAAAACUCGAAACAAAAUCACUAUAUAUUUUGUCAGGGUCAUCAAAGUUGCUUCAGAUAUUAAUUGGUGCAAUUAAUCUGUGAUAUAAGAUCUGCAGACAAAUGGAUGGAAUUUUUGUUUUAUUUUUAAAAGAUUAAGAUUCUACCAUUACAGGUUAUAUCAAGGCUUAUUUUUUUAAUGGCACAGGUCAGAACAGAAGAUCCUAAGAGAUUUUACUCUACUUCUCAAAGAUUAUUCUUGGCAAGCUAAACUAUAACUUUAACAAAAACAUCAACCUUGAAUUAAAGUCUUGUUUGUGUGUACUCGCCCACAGUCAGAACAGAAUUUGGUACAGUUUUUGAUUAUGACACAAUGGCGACAUUAUUGUGGUUUUCACUCUGGUUUUGUUUCUGUCUCUAAUCUUGAAAAAAUACCUCUGGUUAUGUUCCAGUACUUCACUGCCAUCAGUGUGAAGGUUUUACCCAAUAAAGGUCU